AAGACGAAGAAGAUGCAAGGCAAGAUGAAUGUAGAGUUGCUGGUCUCGUUGGUGUCGGAACACAAAGAACUAUAUGACAAACGUGACAGUGAUUACAAAAAUCUUGAUAAAAGAGAACUGUUAUGGAGUGGUAUUGCACAGCAAAUGGGCCUUGAUGUGGAGGAGGUAAAACACAAAUGGAAAAGCCUGCGAGAUACAUAUACACGAAAAAAGCGCGAAGAUGAUUGCCGAAGUGGACAGGCUGCUGAAAACAAGAAGACGUGGAAAUUUAUGAAGGUCAUGGAGUUCCUCGCAACAUCAACUGAAUUUCGAAGUGUUCACAGCAAUAUUUCUCCUGAAAAUAUGGAUGAAGGGGUUGAGCAAGUGGUGGUUCAAAAAGAAGUCAGCGACAGAGAAGAAGCAUCAGCAAGCACGUCUCCAGGAUCAUCCUUCUCCAGCCCAACUGUGACCAGGUCUACUUUAAACAAAAGAAAACGGCCAGAGACACCAGACUUGUUGGACCGGUACCUUUUAUCCAAAGAAGCCAGGGAAAGUGAGAAAGAGCAACGAAGAGAGCAACAAAAUGAUGAAAAUUACUUGUUUGCUCUUGGCUUGAUACCAGCACUAAGGAGAUUGUCCCCAGCCGUACAGUCUUCAGUCAAAUAA
Carassius gibelio (silver crucian carp) is the source of this 645-nucleotide messenger RNA. RefSeq lists its product as uncharacterized. NCBI's taxonomy places the organism in Eukaryota, Metazoa, Chordata, Actinopteri, Cypriniformes, Cyprinidae. Gene Ontology annotation, molecular function: DNA binding. Gene Ontology annotation, cellular component: nucleus; transcription regulator complex. The transcript has 3 exons. The coding region runs from base 13 to 645 and encodes 210 amino acids. Gene Ontology annotation, biological process: regulation of transcription by RNA polymerase II. The record is from RefSeq and is a predicted model, not a curated record.